UUUGAGUGAAAACUUGGUUUAUAUCCAAAAGUUCUUGAGUUUAAAUUGUAAUCUGUGUGCAGCCCACAUCCUCUUCCAGGUUUUGCUCUCAACUGGGAGAACAGUUAAAAAUGGUCCACCGUGUUGUCAGCAUCCCGGGCAUUUCAAAAACUCGCUUUGGACCUUAAAAAGUGUGUCCAAUUUUUGUUGAAAGGUUUUGGUUCCUUGUUUAAUAUACAUAUGUGGAUUUCAACAAAAGAAAUUGCUAAUUACCUAUAUUUUACGCUUUAAGGAUCUUGUGCUUGUGUGUGUAUGUUUCUUAAUUUAUUUUACCAAGAAAUUUGUCGAAAAUAAAACAAUUCUUAUGUACGACGAAAAGUAGAAAAAUCGUAUCGUUGAUAUAUUUGUUUUUUCUUCGACUGUGUAGAAAAGCAACAAGAACCUACAUAUACGUAGGCACAUAUACACAUCGCACGUUCGUCCUGGAAAAACGGUCCUUUUUUUCGGGUCUGCUCUGCCUUGCCUUUCAGUGUGUGGUGUGAUUAUAAAUAGUUUUAGAAAAGAAUUUUAUUUUUUCGACCAAAUACAUCCUUCGGCUAAAAAGUUAUUUUCUUUUUUUACUCUUGCUCUGAAACCAUAAGAAUUUCAGGAGUUUCCUUUUUUCAAACCGGGUAAAUUUUGUAUCUGUAUCUGUGCCUGUGUCAAUAAGAGGCUGGCCAGUGGCUCCAUAGAAUGGGUGAGACUUUUCGAUACGCGAUGGGUUACGUAUCCUGGUAAUAUAUUCCUCUUCCUUCUUACACUCGCUAUUCUGUUUUUUUUUUCUUUUAAUUUUUUUUGUUAAUGGGUGCUUCGCUUUCUGUGUUGAAAUAUAAAAAAAGUAAAAAUAUAAAGUGAUCGGAAAAGAAGUAAACAUCAAGGAUAACACACACGGAAAAGAAAAAGUGUUGGUUCUUAUUUUGCUUUGUUCAGCUCAGGCUAAGCCUCAGGCUCAAGCUCAGGCAUAAGCAUCACGACUCGACUGGGAUGUUAAAUUAAACCGUUGAAGUCCUUUAUUUUUUUAUUCCGAUAACUGGGCGAAGAUAUGAGUUUUGAAUUGUUUGUGUUUCGUGCUAUACUUUUGUGUGUAUAAGUUCGUAUAGGAAGUGGGAGCAACUCGUCGUUAUGUAAUUGAAUGGUCUGACAGGAUAAACGAAGCGAAGACGUGUGCGCCGUGAAAAGGAGCUGGAUUUAGUCGAACGUACUAAUUAAACGAAGGAUAUUUGAUAAGCAUUGCCGUAGUGAAAUUUCAUGGGCAGAAAAAAGCAACAAAAAAGCAAUACAAAUCUGAUCUAAAGGAAAAAUCAAAACAUACAUUUAAAAAGAAAAACCUCAAACAAGGAACAUAGUGUUCAGCCUUUCCGUUAAAUCGCACAAAUUAUAAUGCAAUAUAAAACAUCUAAAUAUAAAAGUUUAAUUAAAAAAAUGAAAGCAAUAUAAAUUAAUUUGUAAUUUAAAUAUACUACAUACCUAAUCAUAAUCACAAAUGAAAUUCACUAAUCAUAAAAUAAUUCGAAAAAUAUAAAAACAACAAGAAAUAUAAUUUAAUUCCUUUGUAAGUUACCGCGGUCAAUGCGGAUGCGGGAAAUUGGGAAAAUAACGUUUUUUAAAUUAAAUAAUGUGGAGCACAAUAUCGCCAACAAAUUCAAAAAAAUUACUCAUCGGCAGUUCACGAAGCGUUGAUUAUGUUGGUGGUGAUAGCACAACUACGACGACAACAAAAAAAGGAACAAAAAUCUCAAUCGCAAUGGAAAUUCAUAUCCAGAACAAGUGUAUUUCAGCAUAGCGCAUCACUCUGGAGGGUGGUGCGGAACCCCCAUGGCUGCAGGGCCCCCUUAAAGCGGCAUUUCUGGGGGCCUCAGGAGUCGGCAAAACAAGUGUGUUACAGCAAUUUUUUAAUCAUGACUUUCCAAAAAGUCAUGCAACAACUUCAAGACGUCGUAUAUACAAAAACUGUCUUGUGUGCGAAACCUGCAUACGGGAGCUGAUGGUACUCGAUGUUCCACCCCAGAAGAGAUUUCCAGCUGAUAAUUUUGCUGAAUGGAACAAUGGUCAUCCACUGGGGCUGCGAACGGUACAUGCUUAUGUUUUGGUUUUUGACAUGGGUAAUUUGGAAACAUUUCAGUACUGCCGAUCGAUGAGAGAUCAAAUUUUAGACAGCUUUUGCCAUCGUGAUUUUAGUAUAAUUGUCGUUGGUAAUAAAUGCGAUACAAUCACUGAAGCUCAAUCGAAUUCUCAGGAAUUAAAAGAUAUUUCUACCCUUGUACGAAAGCACUGGCGAUGUGGCUACGUAGAAUGCUCAGCAAAAUACAAUUACAAAAUCGGUGAUGUUUUUCGAGAAUUGAUGGGCUGUACUACAACUGGUGGAAGUGGCAUGGGUAGCGGUGGAGUUAUUGGAACUGAAUAUUCACAAUCAAAUAGAAAUAAGGGACGUUGCACAAUCCUCUAGCAAUAUCUCAGUAAAUUCAUAAAUCAACAAACGUGGUAGUUUUUUAGAAAAAAAUAUCGGUAUUAAAAAAAAAAAUACAGAAUUAAAGGAUAUCUACAUUAUAUUAAAAUGGAAAAUGUGGUCUUUUUGUAUGAAUGAACUGUGGUCUAAUUCAUCAAUUUUGAGUGGCUUUUCAACAGUUUCUAUACUAAUUGUUUUUAAAGUUAAGUAAAAAAUAUUAAAUUUGAAUUUUGAAAACUUUAAUUUACCUCAGAUCUUCCAAAAUACAAAAACUAAGCAAAAAUUGAACUUACGAAGGUCGACACAGCACGAUAUGUUGGUUUAAAUUUAUGGGUUUCCAAAAAAGUUCAAUUUCAUUCUAUUCCAAAAUAUUUUCAUUUGAAAGAAAUUACAAUAAGCAACCCUUUUUUAAACUAUAUAAAAAUGGAUGACAUUCGUAAAUAAAUUUUACUUAAGGGAAUUAAUUUAUUGUAAAAUUAUUAUGUACAUAAAUUAUUACCGAUGAAUAAAAAUUAUACUUGUAUACAUUCAUACCUAAAUAAACCUUAUAUUUAAUUGAUUUUGAAGUGCAUAUUAUUGCAAAAAAAAUACUGAAGCAAGAGUUUGUAGUUUUUAUGAUAUUUAUUGAAAAUAAUAAUUGUUAUACAAAAAUAAUAAUAAUAAUAAUAAUAAUGAUAAUAAAAAAAACAAAGCAAAUAAUACAUUUGUAAACUUAGAGAUUUUAAAAACGAGUGAGUUUUAGCAUACAAGUUAAAAAAAAUAAAGUUUGAAAUACGUUUAGAAAAAUAUUAGAUGCAUUGAGUUGUAUUUUUAUUAUAAACAAAAAUAACAGUUUGAAUUAACAUUUAUCUUACGAAUAGAUUUUAAAAUGAUUUAGUUUUGUGUUUAACUCCUUUUAAAUUUCUUUUGAUUAUAGUAUUAGGUAUAUUGUUGCCUUAAAAUCCAUGUUUGAAUACCACAAACUCAGACAUGGAACUUUUUGACAAAGAGUUUUUAAUUUUCAGGAAAGGUCGUCACACCGUCACGUAGAUAUAAAGAAAAU
Molecule: messenger RNA, 3506 nt
Organism: Eupeodes corollae
Lineage: Eukaryota; Metazoa; Arthropoda; Insecta; Diptera; Syrphidae
Product: ras-like protein family member 10B
Exons: 7
Molecular function (GO): GTPase activity; GTP binding
Source: RefSeq, a predicted model, not a curated record